AUGGCUUUUACAUUGUCCACCACAAAGACCUUCACCAACAUAAACUGCUCAAACAUAACCAGCUUUAAGCCCCCCAAGCUCCCUCUGUUUUGGCCAUGGCAAAAGGUCAAAAUGGGUCCUAUGAGUGUUUCUCCGAUGGGUUUUGGGACAUGGGCUUGGGGCAAUCAGCUUCUUUGGGGUUACCAGACCUCCAUGGACGAUCAGCUUCAACAAGCUUUCGAAUUGGCUUUGCAAAACGGUAUCAAUUUGUUCGAUACCGCUGAUUCUUAUGGCACUGGUAGGCUUAAUGGCCAAAGUGAGAGACUUUUGGGCAAAUUCAUCACACAAUCAUCUCAGGGCCUAAAAGGGAAUCGAAACGAAGUUGUGAUAGCUACAAAGUUCGCAGCUUAUCCAUGGCGGUUAACUUCAGGACAGUUUGUGAAUGCUUGCAGAGCUUCGUUAGACCGGCUUCAGAUAGAUCAGCUCGGGAUCGGACAGCUUCACUGGUCAACCGCAAAUUACGCGCCUCUACAAGAGUUUGCUCUUUGGGAUGGUCUAGUGGCAAUGUACGAAAAGGGGCUAGUUCGANCGGUUGGAGUCAGUAACUAUGGACCUCAACAGCUUGUGAAGAUUCAUGAUUACCUCACAACCCGAGGAGUUCCUUUAUGCUCUGCUCAGGUGCAAUUCUCAUUGCUAAGCAUGGGAAAGGAGCAACUAGAGAUAAAGAGUGUAUGCGACGAGCUAGGAAUUCGCUUAAUCUCUUAUAGUCCUCUUGGUCUAGGAAUGCUAACCGGGAAAUAUUCCUCUUCAAAACUCCCCGCUGGUCCUCGAUCAUUGCUGUUUCGGCAAAUUCUUCCUGGACUAGAGCCUCUGCUUUUAGCACUGAGAGAGAUUUCAGAGAAACGACGAAAGACUAUACCUCAGGUUGCAAUAAACUGGUGUAUAUGUAAAGGGACAGUGCCGAUACCGGGUAUAAAGUCGGUUAGACAUGUUGAGGAUAAUUUGGGUGCCUUGGGAUGGAGACUUACAAAUGAUGAACAGCUUCAGUUAGAAUAUGCAGCUGAAGAAUCGCCGAGGUCGGUUCUCUUCGUUGCCAAUCCUUCGUCUCCAUCUUCAGUAACUUCUUCCGAUCGCCGACGGAAAUCGCCGUGGUCUCGUCGGAAAAGAAAAUGGGCGUUAAAGCCGCAUCAAUGGAGGAGCUUAUUUACACCGGAGGGUAAACUUCGUGAUGGUGGAGUUGGAUUUCUCAAGAAAGUUAGAAGCAGAGGAGUUGAUCCAAGUAUUCGUGCAGAGGUGUGGCUGUUCUUGCUCGGAGUAUAUGAUUUGAGCAGUACCAGUGAAGAAAGGGAAGCUGUGAAAACUCAAAAAAGGAAGGAGUAUGAGAAACUACAGAGACGGUGCCAGAUGCUUCUCAAAUGCGGAAAUGGAAGUACCGAUAAUCUUGAGGAGGAACUCAUCUCUGAGGAGGCAAACGGUCAAUGUGUUAGUUUCAUGGAUGAUUAUAAGACUAUCGGACAAACGAGGAAUGAAGAUGUGGUCUCUGCUGUGAACACUGACUCUUCUGAUACAGACUCAUGUGAAGACAAUGAAGAUGUUCAACUACUUCCAUCUUUUCUGUACAGCGAUGAGAAAAAACCGAAAGAGGAAAACAGUAACAACAAUUCUGAAGACAAUAUUUCUCCUCCUGUAGCUGCUGCUGAGAUACAAGUAGAAGUCGCUGUACACGAAGAUUUCUCUACAUGGCAACGUAUCAUCCGGCUUGAUGCAUUGCGCGCUGAUUCUGAGUGGGCAACUUACUCUUCAUCUAAAACUGCAAUCACGGAAAGCAAAGCUCGCAGUUUAGCCGAGUUUGUGGGUUUAAAAGACUAUGAUCACUUAGAAAGCUGUAGGCUUUACCACGCUGCACGGCUCGUUGCAAUUCUUGAAGCUUAUGCUCUGUAUGAUCCCGAGAUAGGCUACUGCCAAGGAAUGAGCGAUCUGUUAUCUCCCAUCAUUGCUGUGAUCUCAGAGGAUCACGAGGCGUUCUGGUGCUUUGUGGGUUUCAUGAAGAAAGCUCGGCAUAAUUUCAGGCUCGACGAAGCAGGGAUUCAAAGGCAGCUAAGUAUUGUAUCAAGGAUCAUCAAAUGCAAAGACUCUCAGCUUUACAAACACUUGGAGAAUCUCCAAGCCGAGGAUUGUAGUUUCGUUUACAGGAUGGUGCUUGUGAUGUUUAGGAGGGAGUUGAGCUUUGAACAGACGCUUUGUCUCUGGGAAGUGAUGUGGGCUGAUCAAGCAGCCAUUAGAGCUGGAGUUGGGAAAUCGCCAUGGAGCAGAAUCCGGCAACAAGCGCCACCAACAGAUGAUCUGUUGCUCUAUGCAAUCGCGGCAUUAGUACUACGUAGGAAACUGAUCAUACAGAAAUACAGUAGUAUGGAUGAGAUUGUGGAAGAGUGUAAUAGCAUGGCUGGGCAGCUUGAUGUCUGGAAGAUUCUUGAUGAUGCGCAUCAGCUUGUCGUGACACUCCAUGACAAGAUCGAAACUCUUUCUUCUCAAUCUCUGAGCAUUUGA
Arabis nemorensis is the source of this 2526-nucleotide messenger RNA. The record is from the annotation of a GenBank genome assembly. Lineage: Eukaryota; Viridiplantae; Streptophyta; Magnoliopsida; Brassicales; Brassicaceae.